Messenger RNA from Gorilla gorilla gorilla (western lowland gorilla), 3699 nucleotides. RefSeq names its product small ribosomal subunit protein uS19. Gene Ontology annotation, biological process: ribosomal small subunit assembly; translation. Gene Ontology annotation, cellular component: ribosome; cytosolic small ribosomal subunit. The coding region runs from base 3219 to 3656 and encodes 145 amino acids. The record is from RefSeq and is a predicted model, not a curated record. Lineage: Eukaryota; Metazoa; Chordata; Mammalia; Primates; Hominidae. The transcript has a single exon. Gene Ontology annotation, molecular function: RNA binding; structural constituent of ribosome.
GAGUCUCACUCUGUCACCCAUGCUGGAGUGCAAUGGUGUUAUCUCGGCUCACUGCAACCUCCACCCACCGGGUUCAAAGGAUUCUCCUGCCUCAGCCUCCUGAGUAGCUGGGACCACAGGCGUGUGCCACCACACCCGGCUAAUUUUAGUACGUUUAGUAGAGAUGAGGUUUUACUAUGUUGGCCAGGUGGUCUCGAACUCCUGACCUCAAGUGAUCCACCUGCCUCAGCCUCCCAAAGUGCUGGGAUUAUAGGCGUGAGCCAUUGUGCCCGGCCUCUUUCCUUACUUUUCCAAAACACUUUAAGAAAUACCAUACUGGAGCAAAACAAUAAUGUUUACAGAAAACACAACUGCACAAACAUAGAUGCCUCUCAAAAUUAACCCUGUGAUGAGUGAUAGCGACACUCCGUAGGCUUCAGGUCAGUCCCUCUCCUUCUUAAUGUUCACCUCCCACCUGACUCCCAGCCUAUCCCUCAUAGCAGCCAAUAUUCUAUUAUUUCCCACCAUAACGUAAGAUGAAGCCAUACUUUCGACCAGUUUGUCCCCUUUCCAGCCAUGAGAGACCUAAGAUUUGAGCUUUUUUGUCUCUUUAGGUCUGAGGAUGUAUAGAGAUUACUCAGGUUCCACGGUGAGGAAUGUGCUGUUAUUGGCAUAGUAAAUGAGACUGCAUCACACUACAGGUGAAGCCCCUUCCCACCAUUAGCCCACACUAGAGCAAUUCUUUAAGCAUUCAAUAAUCAGAACCCACAUAGAAUGUUAAUUGCCUCACAUCUGGUAACCAGAGAGUUAUUCUGUCCUCUGGAUAGUGUACCCUAUGUUUUUAUUAGCUUUUAGUGCCCACGAUAUUUGCACUUAUUCUACUUACAGCAGCUACAACCCUAAGAUGUGAUUUUUCAUUCAUCCUGUUCCCCUGAAAUGAUUUUGGUUUGGCCACGAACAGAGGACUUCACCUAUAUCAUUUAUUUAUUUGUUUCAUGAAUACUUUUAAGAAUGUAGCCUGCAUAAUUGAAACAGUUCCUGCCUUUAAGAGACCUGGAAGUUAAUAAGAGGACUGACCAAGGUCACCAAGACGUCCAAUAUGAGGCAGUGGUGUGAGAUAGUUGGCACUCGAGGGCAGACUUGGUGCUUAUUUGAUUUUGGGGGACUGGGAACUUCUUCAUGAAGGAAAUAACUUUUGAGUUGAGCCAAACAGGAUGAAUAGGAUUUUCAGAAACAGGUGGGAGACAGGCCGGCACCAUCCUAGCCUGUUCAGGCUGCAAUAACAAUACCAUAAACUGUGAUAUGAUUUGGCUCUGUGUCUCCACCCAAGUCUCCUGUUGAACUGUGAUCCGAACGUUGGAGGUGGGGCCUGGUGGGAGAUGAUUGGAUCGAUGGUUUCUUAUGAUUUAGCACCAUCCCCCUAGUGCUAUCUUGUGACAGAGUUCUCACAAGAUCUGGUUAUUUAAAAGUGUGUAGCACUUCCCCCUUUACUCUUUCUCUCUCUCCUGCCACCACUUGAAAACACGCUUGCUUCUCUUUUGCCUUCUGCCAUGAUUGUAAGUUUCCUGAGGCCUCCCUAGUCAUGCCUCCUGUACAGCCUGGGGAACUGUGAGUCAAUUAAACCUUUCUUUCUUUAUAAAUUACCCAGUCUUAGGCAGUUCUUCAUAGCAGUGUAGGAAAGACUAAUACAAACUGGGUGGCUUAUAAAAAAUAAAAAAUUAUUUCUCAGAGUUCUGGAGGCUGGUAAGUCCAAGGUCAAGGAGCUGGCAGAUUUGGUGUCUGUUGAGAGCCUGCUUCCUGGUUCCUGUGUCCUCAGAAGGUGGAAGAGGCAAGGGAGCUCUCUGGGGUCUCCUGUAUAAAGGCACAAAUUCCAUACAUGAGGACUCCACCCUCAUGAACUAAUUAUCUCCCAAAGGCUUUACCUCCAAUCCAAAUGCCCUCACACUGGGGAUUAGAUUGGGCAUAUGAAUUUGGGGUUGGGGAACACAAACAUUCAGUCUAUAGCAAGAAGAAACAGGUAGUAUGGUAGGGGCAAGAUCUGGGAACAACAAGAAGCUCAGAUAAAGAGAUGGGCAUCUGUAGGGGAGUGGUGGGAGAUACCAAAAAAAUCCAGACAAGGUUCUAAUGUAGAGGGUAUUCAAUGCCAUGCUGAGACAUGAGGGCAUUCAGUGGUCAGCAACAGAAAGCCACUGAAAGUAAUUAAGCAGGAGAAUAACAUGCUUAAAUAUCUUGUUUAUUAUAGCCCAUCAUCUCGGUCUGAGCUCCUUUUGAUCUUGAGUCUGUCAUUCAAACUAUGGAAUUAUCUCUUCUAGCACUGCCAUCCCCUGCAGGUUUGAUAGACAUCUUCAACUAUGCUUUUCUAACUAGACUGUCAAAGCAUACAAAAUUCAUAGCCCUCAUCAUAUCCCUAACAGUGACUUCCCUCCAGGUUGGUGAUUAUUAAGAAUCUUUGGGCUAUGCUUAUCUAACCACAGAAUUCCCAUGUAUAAUGGCAUCCAGUCCAUAGUUCUCAAUGAUAGUAGCAGAUAUUAUUGAUUACUUACUAUGUAGUCAGUACACAUGAUUUACAUUCAUUAUCUUAUUUAAACCUUUCACCAAGCCUCAGGGAUGAGGCUCUUGACACUUACUGUGAGUUCCUUGAAAUUCCAGUGCCUUUCCUGUCCCAGACAUUUGAAUCAUCAUUCUAUGUUUUGAAGCUUGGUUGAAAACUAAAUACAUUAUGAAUUUUAUCAAAUAAAUCCUUCAUAAAACCUUCAGGUAUUUGUACCCCCUUUAAUAUCCAUUUGGUUAGUAGGAAGAGUUGUAGAAUUCACAAGAUCAAUUAGAGACUUCAUUUUUUGCUUGUGUUUUUUGAGGUUAUAUAAAACGUUUUAAAUGUGACAUGGGAGAAGAGUGAAAUAGAGUUUUAACUUAACCAGGAUGCAUGAUUUUAAAAAUCGAAGUAGACCUGAAUUUCCUGAAAAUUUUAAAAUAAUCUAGUAGUGCCAGCAUGAACCUUAGUCACUUAGGCAAUAGAGAAGGUUUUCAUGGAAAUCCAUUGGUCUGUUUUAAAUAAAUACCUUGAAUAUUAAUAGUAUAAAAGAGCAUUAUCUAAGUAAUACUGAAGCUUAUUAUCAGCUGAAACUUUCUUGAUCAUGAUGGUUAGCCAUUUACCCUCACGUCUGUUAAUAGUGGUGAUUGCUUUCAUCAGGAAAACAACCUUUAGAUAUGCAAAUAGCUUUUUCUGAGGAUCCGGCAAGAUGGCAGAAGUAGAGCAGAAGAAGAAGCGGACCUUCCGCAAGUUCACCUACCGCGGCGUGGACCUGGACCAGCUGCUGGACAUGUCCUACGAGCAGCUGAUGCAGCUGUACAGUGCGCGCCAGCGGCGGCGGCUGAAUCGGGACCUGCGGCGGAAGCAGCACUACCUGCUGAAGCGCCUGCGCAAGGCCAAGAAGGAGGCGCCGCCCAUGGAGAAGCCAGAAGUGGUGAAGACGCACCUGAGGGACAUGAUCAUCCUGCCCGAGAUGGUGGGCAGCAUGGUGGGCGUCUACAACGGCAAGACCUUCAACCAGGUGGAGGUCAAGCCCGAGAUGAUUGGCCACUACCUGGGCGAGUUCUCCAUCACCUACAAGCCCGUAAAGCAAUGCCGGUCCGGCAUCGGGGCCACCCACUCCUCCCGCUUCAUCCCUCUCGAGUAGUGGCUCAGCUAAUAAAGGCGCACAUGGUUCCAAAAAAAAAAAA